Naumovozyma dairenensis CBS 421 is the source of this 1311-nucleotide messenger RNA. It is a transcript of the gene TFA1, whose product is annotated as transcription factor TFIIE subunit TFA1. Gene Ontology annotation, biological process: transcription open complex formation at RNA polymerase II promoter; transcription initiation at RNA polymerase II promoter. The record is from RefSeq and is a predicted model, not a curated record. Gene Ontology annotation, cellular component: transcription factor TFIIE complex. The transcript has a single exon. The coding region runs from base 1 to 1311 and encodes 436 amino acids. NCBI's taxonomy places the organism in Eukaryota, Fungi, Ascomycota, Saccharomycetes, Saccharomycetales, Saccharomycetaceae.
AUGGAUAGAAAUAUUGAUGAAAUUGUAAAGAAUUUAUUAAAAUUCGUCGUUAGAGGAUUCUACGGUGGAUCCUACGUAUUAGUACUGGACGCCAUCCUAUUCCAUUCCGUCUUGGCAGAAGAUGAUUUAAAACAACUGUUAAGUAUAAACAAAACUGAAUUAGGUCCACUAAUUGCCCGAUUAAGAUCAGAUAGAUUGAUUUCCAUCCAUAAGCAAAGAGAAUAUCCACCUAAUUCUAAAAGUAUAGAACGUGUCUAUUACUAUAUUAAAUUUCCUCAUGCAAUCGAUGCCAUCAAGUGGAAAGUUCAUCAAGUGGUACAACGUCUGAAGGAUGAUCUUGAUAAAAACUCUGCUCCUAAUGGUUAUAUGUGUCCCAUUUGUUUGACCAAAUAUACUCAGUUGGAAGCUGUACAAUUAUUGAACUUUGAUAGGACUGAAUUUCUAUGUUCGUUAUGUGAUGAACCGCUAGUGGAAGAUGAUUCAGGGAGGAAGAACAAGGAAAAGCAAGAUAAAUUAAAUAGAUUAAUGGAUCAAAUCCAACCAGUUAUUGAUUAUUUGAAAAGAAUUGAUGAUUCAAGAAUUGAGGAAAAUACAUUUGAAAUCUCAUUAGCGAGAUUGAUUCCACCACAGAAUCAAUCUCAUGCUGCUUAUACAUAUAAUCCUAAGAAAGGUAGUACAAUGUUUAGACCAGGUGAUGCUCCUAUGGCUAAUGUGAUGGGGACUGCAUUGGGUAAUGAUAGUAGUAGACGUGCUGGUGCAAACUCACAAGCUACUUUGCAUAUUAAUAUUACUACGGCAAGUGAUGAAAUUGCUCAAACUAAAUUACAAGAACGUCAAGCAGAAGAAAAAAGGAAACAAAAUGCUGUUCCUGAAUGGCAUCAACAGAGUACCGUGGGUAAGAGUGCAUUAGGAAGAUUAGAUAACGAAGAGGAAUUUGAUCCACAAACAACAGCACAGGCUUUACAAUCUACGGAAUCAAUGAUGAAUGGCGGUAACGAUGGAUAUCAAAAUCAUCGUACGUUGACCGAGCAGGAAAUUGAAGAAAGGGAAAGUGAGAGAGCAUUAAAUGAAUAUUAUGCUGCGUUGGCAAGGAAACAAGCUGCAGAGAGGAAGAAAGAGGAAGAAGAAGAAAUGGAGGAAGAAGAGGAAGAAGAAAUGGAGGAAAAAGGACGAGAAGAAAUGGAUCAAGAUGCCAUUGAUGAAGAAGCAGAAUUUGAAGAUGAAUUUGAAGAUGUCGUAGAAGAGAAAAAGGAAAACCUAACUCUCCAGAAACGGAGGCCGAGAAGACAGCUAAUCCACAGAAUAAUAUAG